This is a messenger RNA of Colletotrichum navitas, 617 nucleotides long. RefSeq lists its product as uncharacterized. The coding region runs from base 114 to 584 and encodes 156 amino acids. The transcript has a single exon. Lineage: Eukaryota; Fungi; Ascomycota; Sordariomycetes; Glomerellales; Glomerellaceae. The record is from RefSeq and is a predicted model, not a curated record.
GGAGGAUAUUGUAAGGAUAUGGUCUUGUAAACUUAUAAAGAACGAGAGGGAGACAGAGAGAGGGGGGAGGGGUGUUCAGGGAAGGAUGUAGGGCUUUCCGGGCACAGGCCGAGAUGAGCGAGCCGCAGGGGAGGGGCUCUCGUCGAUGGGCCGGGGGUGUUCUCACGCAGCGUCAGGUAUGUCGUCGUCUUGUUAUCGCACGGCGACGCUGUCGAAUCUCGGCGGGCAAAGAACAAUUCUACUCCUAUUGCUCGGCAUCUGUCCACGGGGUUGCGUGCCGCAUCCUUUUGUGGCGUGGCCUAGGCCUGGCACAAGACGUGAAUCAUCUGAAGUGCGUCGUCGGCUUGGCAGCGGUUCGAGACGCGAAAGCGACCCUUUGUGUGCGCAUGAUCCUGGACAGGACCUGGACGGGACGGGACAACAUCGCUCGGGUCGGGAAGUGCACACUGCAGUACGCGGUAGGGGAGCCAGCGCUGGCGGACUUGGUCGCCUAUCAUCUGCUCUUGCCCGGGGUGUCUCGGUGGCGUGGUCACGCGUGCCGAACGGAUGGGACACGACGAAUGACGACUGAAACGAGCACAUAAUUUGUAAAUUAGUAUGUGAAUUAAUAUAAGCAA